AUGGCAACUCUUCCCCAACAGGCUCCAGGGCCGGGUCCAACCGCCCAGGCCCUGCCUUCUUACCUCUCCUAUUCUCCUGCUGCCACCAGUGUUUUUCAGUAUACGUCAGUACUCACUCAACUUGUAUACGACCCACAAGGAGGAUUCGCGCCGUAUCAGACUUUCAGUACCAUCCAGGGUGCAACAACAUCGAUAGACUAUUCGAUUGUCAAUGUUCCGUUGCUCUACACCGGUCCUUUCCCGGCUCCGGAUCUGGGAACCCUCUAUACAACGCCCGGGCAAAUCUUGUCCUCGCAAUCAAAUCCCACAAGCACACAAGGUGCAAGCACAAGCAGCGCCCCCACAGUGACGCCCACAGCUUCUCAGUCUACCGGAACAUCUGCUAGCUCACAAGCGAGUUCUGUGACACUCGAACCUGCUCCCUCGACAACGUCGACAGCGACAGGACCUUCCGCAACAUCAGCGCCCUCAACAUCAACAGCACCGUCGGGAUCCACAACACCGUCAGCCUCUACAGCGUCGUCAAGCAGCAGCACCGCUGACCAGACCGCAUCACAAACGACAUCGUCCACGGAAUCAUCCGCCACUUCUGCCAGUGUGCCAUCAGCAACUGCAACCGGAUUGCCUACUCCUCACAACCGUUCUAGCCAUGGAUUGUCCGGCGGUCAAAUAGCUGGCAUUGUGGUUGGCGCAAUCUUCGCUCUGCUCCUCCUCCUCUUACUGCUACUAUGCUGCUUGCGUCGGCGUCGAAAGCAAGGGCAAAAGCAGGCUGUUCUUGCUGCAGCUACGCGACGCGUAUCGCGCUCGCAAGUCAGCGAUGGUUCUCGUGGCAACUACGCUGCACUCGCAGCAGGUACUGGUGCAGCGGGGCUGGGCACGGCUGUUGCUGCCGGUGCUGCUGCUGCCAGUCGAGGUAGCUUGGGCAGCGAUGAGUGGGAGGAGGAUCAUCUCACAAGCGGUGGUUCCAACUCUGGCUUCUUUGUUGUCGGGGGUCGCAGACUCGGUACGGAUCGUCGUGCGAGCAUGGCCUCUCGGAGAUCACGAGGCUCCGCUAACAGCGUCAAUGCUGCUAGUCCAACUUAUUCGACCGCUAACGUGGCCCCAUCUUCCUCCUCGCGUGACGCCAAGGUCGCCGGUCUCGCCAGUGUUGCCGCAGCUGGCGCUGCAUUCUUCGGUGCUGCGUUCGGUCGCAACAGAAAAGCCAAAGACAAGGCUGGCGUCGAUCAUGAGGAAGAACAUCCUCUGAGCGACGACGAUCUUGGUGAUGGAAGCAUGGCAGAACGGCGUGGAUUGAUGCCGCUCCAUGACUCUUCAGGCAGCGAAUAUGGAUCCGGUACAGAGAUGCGCGAAGCGUCGCCCAGAGUUGUUGGCCCUGCUGCAGCGUUGCUAGGGGCGUCCGGCGCUGCUGCCUACUUUGCGGGUCGACAUGGAAAUGAUGGCCAAGGUGCCGGCCAAGAUAGUCCAUUGAGGGCACCUUUCCAGCCAGGUCCUGGAGCGCUUCCAUCGGGUACUGCUACAGUUGGCAUGUCGCGUCCGCCUUCUUCUGGCGCCUUUUCUGGUUCUGGCUCGAGUAGUCACGCAACUGGUGGCACUGGAAGCUCUCACACCCCAAGAGUUGGUGGAGCUGCGACAAUGAGCAGCAGCAACAGCACGGGUGGCUUUACGACAAGUGGUGGCAGUGGCAGCGGCAGUGGGACAAGCCUACCGCCGCCUCCUCGAGCUCCACGCAACUCACCACAGUCGCUAGCCUCGACGACGCUGGGCAACAUUGCUCCAUCUUCAGGCUCUCCGUUCGCAUCCUCUCCUCCCGGUUCUGACUGUCAGAACCGGCGCUUCUCGACAGACACUACAGACAGCGCAACGUCUGGACUGGGGGGGCUGAACCCAGCACUUUUGGGUCUCAGCAAGGGCGCCGCUCUUGGUGGACUGGCAACUUUGGCUGCUGGACACAGGGGAAGCGGGACCAGCACUUUUUCUCUUCGCGACCAGGCGCUAAGCUCCGACGUACGAGCGUCACACGCCUCCGGUAUGUCGCAAGACGAGUUGAGACACCUGCGCGCGACCGAUCCAGAGCGGUACAGCCGAUUCAUCUCGGCUGGAAGCAACCUUUUGGGUCCUGACUACCAGCCGUCGCCUGAUAUUGACGUUGAACCGCCGUCAGACAUUACCACAACACCAGCAUUGCCCGUUGAAGCAGGGACGCUCGGCCCAGGAACCUCGGUAUUUGGAAGUAAGCGGCUUGCCACCAUUCCGAGCGUCAGCGAAUUCGGAGAGAAGAGCGAAAACGACAUGCCAGCCAGUCAGAGCACAGGUGAGAAGACCACUUCAACACAGCCUACCACAUCGUCGAUUCAUGCCGUCAGUGCGCAUUCUGGAUCUCUGGGUGCUGCAUCGUCUGGUUCGGCGCGUAUCGUGUCGCCACUCCCAAUUUAUGAACAGCAACAGAUUCAAGGUGGAGAGAGCCUACCCAUGUAUCAGGUGCACGAUCCGCCCGCUGGCGCUGCUUCGCAAAGACGACCCAGCGAAGCCCAAAUGUCGCAAGGUACAGGUCGAUUUGUCACCCCGCCAGACUCGCCCAGAAAUUUUCAACGAACCUCGGCAGAGUACAGACAAGCCGAAACUAGCCAAGUCCACCAAAACGACGCUGCUGCCAGGCAGCAGAAUGACGAGAUCGAAGGCGCUUCCGGUGCCGAGCUUGCAGAAGCUGGUGCUGCAAGUGCCGGAAUCUUGAGUGGGAUGGCCGCUGGCUGGCGUCGUCUGACCAUGGGUCAAUACGCAUGGAUCCCUGGAACCUCUUCGCCAUCCCAAAGAGUCCAACAGACUUCUUCUGCCUACAGAGACUCUACUGGUGAUUUGGAUUACGAUGUUGAAGGCCGCAUCAGCCACGACACUCAAGCUCUUCGCGCUUCGGAAGAAUCGAGCAGGCUGAUGCAUUCUUCGAGGCAUGCUUCGCGAUUCGAGGCCAGCGAGGUAGCAGAUUUGGCACCCGAGGUUAGGAGUCAACGAGCAAGCGUGUAUGAAGCGUCCGCUUUCGGACAUGGUACCAGCGGAAGCCUGCCUGCAGCUCAUUCGUCGAGCAAAGAAGCUUCGGGAAGCAGCGGCGAGCAAGCUAGAAACGCCGCUGUAAUGGGUGUUGGCGCCAUGGUUGCCGGAGCGGCGACAUCAUCACGACAGCGUUCAUAUCCAAGCCUCUCCAGCCAGCACUCGAGCACGCAUUCCCGAGGAGGAUACGCCACCAGUCACUCGAACUCGUUGGUGAGCGGAAGACAUACGACAAGCGGCAGUUCCGGACUCGACAGCCUCAGUGCGAGGGCACAGCUAAGCUCACGUAGUACAGGCAGCGCCUCUACGAGAUCCGGAUAUCAUUCCAGCAGCCGCAGUGGCGGAAGCAGGAGGACCGGUGCCAGCCUGGGCAGCGGCGCUUCCACUGGUGCUGCCAGCUACAGCCCAAGCGACUUUCUCAGUCGAGGCAACACCACAAGUACACGUGGUAUGCAAGUUGUUGAUGAAGCAACCCACACUGCGGAUCCGACCUCCUAUGCACUCAGAGGACGCGGCAGAGUAACUUCCAGCAUUGUCACCGAUAUGGCCGAGCCAGCGACGUCGGAAGGUGAAUUCACCAGUAGUCGAGCUACCGGAGGGAGCAGCUCGCUGGAGCAACGCAAACGACCUCGAAGCUCGAGCGUUGACGGGCCUAGUCAUCUCGACAGCUUGCACGAAGAUCCUUUCGGAGACGCUGAAGUGGUUCAAGAAAGACCAGCGGUGCCUCCACCAAGUGGUGGGCACUAUCCUAGCGACUCACUGGGUGCAGCCGUGUCACGAACAGCUGCAAGGCAGGAACUAUACGCAACCCCCGACGAUUUGGGCAGAGUGCUUCCUCAACGCACACGUAUCCGCUCUCUGCAGCCAGGCACAUCUGCUCCCGCACCAACCGCACUGGCGCCUUCGCUCUCGACACCUUCGCUCGGCUCUGUCAGCAAUGUCGAUGUGAGCAACGUUCAGCCCGAACAUUCACAGCUACCUUCCACUGGCAGCGGUGCACCAUUGUCCGGCGUGCCCGCCUCUGCAAGCUGGCGACCAUCGCCUCGAGUUGCAAGUGCCUCUUCUGCAGCCGAAGCACAAGCUGCUCUCCUUCGAGCGCAAGAGCAGCGUCCUGCCGGGCCGAGAAGCAUGCGUGGAAUCCCGGGUGAGCCUGCCCCGCCACGUUCACACGCCGGUUCACCCUCCGUCGGUAACAGGCGAGCAUCAUACAAUUUGGCAGAUCUGGACGCGGCUCUGCAACAACAGUCGCACAUCGAUGCAGAGGCCGUCCAAGGGGCCGAGGCUUCUGCGACCGAUACGAAUGACGAGGCUGAUACGUCGAACCGAUCUUUUGGAUUGGGCAAGUUCCUUCGCUUCUAA
Mycosarcoma maydis (corn smut) is the source of this 4401-nucleotide messenger RNA. RefSeq lists its product as uncharacterized. The transcript has a single exon. The coding region runs from base 1 to 4401 and encodes 1466 amino acids. The record is from RefSeq and is a predicted model, not a curated record. NCBI's taxonomy places the organism in Eukaryota, Fungi, Basidiomycota, Ustilaginomycetes, Ustilaginales.